CAUUUAAGGCAAGAGGCUAUUCUGGUUUUUGUUACCAAGAAGCCAGUGGUUGUCAGAGUACAGAAAGCAGCAGAGAGUUAUCAGAGGAGAAUCCUUCGGGUUGACAGGGAGAAUAAGACGGUUCAUCAAGCCGCAGGAGUGUCUUUCCUCAUGCGUCGCUCGAGCUCCGUGGCAGAAACGUACCUGCUCCAGACCAGGUGCUCCUUUCCAGAGAUAGAGCUCUUUGUGAAGGCUGGCAGUGAUGGGGAGAGUAUUGGAAAUUGCCCAUUCUCUCAGCGUCUCUUUAUGAUUCUGUGGCUAAAAGGUGUCAUAUUUAACGUCACAACCGUGGAUUUGAAAAGAAAGCCUGCUGACCUGCAGAAUCUCGCCCCGGGGACAAACCCCCCCUUCAUGACGUUUGACGGCGAAGUGAAAACCGACGUCAAUAAGAUCGAGGAGUUCUUGGAAGAAAAGCUGGCACCGCCCCGAUAUCCCAAACUUGCGCCGAACCACCCUGAGUCUAACUCUGCAGGAAACGAUGUGUUUGCAAAAUUCUCUGCGUUCAUAAAGAACCCAAGAAAAGAUGCUAAUGAAAAUUUGGAAAAAUCUUUGCUUAAAGCCCUGAGGAAGCUGGACAACUAUUUAAACAGCCCCUUGCCUGAUGAAAUUGAUGCUUACAGCACUGAGGAGAUCACUGUUUCCAGCCGGAAAUUCCUGGAUGGAGAUGAGCUCACCUUAGCGGAUUGCAACCUCCUACCAAAGCUCCAUAUAAUCAAGGUUGUUGCAAAAAAAUAUAGAAAUUUUGAUUUUCCACCUGAAAUGACAGGGAUUUCAAGAUACUUGAACAAUGCGUAUGCAAGAGAUGAAUUUACAAACACUUGUCCUGCCGAUCAAGAAAUCGAGUAUGCGUAUUUGGAUGUUGCAAAGAGAAUGAAGUAAACAGAAGAUGCCUCCGUUCUUUAUUACUUCUGAGAUUUAGAUGGGCACCAGCCAAGAUGGAAAGUAAAAGCCAGCAUACACUCUGCAGUGUAAUUUUAAGUUCUGCUACUGGCCAAUCCUUCUUUUAUAAUGAUUGUAUAGCAUUAUUUGCUCAUUCUUAAAUUAUGUAUGUAUAUGUUUGCGUGUCUGUACAGAUGCAUGCACACGUGAAUGUCUGCUGUGCAUUGCAAGGUAAAGGCACCGGUUACUGUUAAAGCAUUUG
Molecule: messenger RNA, 1180 nt
Organism: Phaethon lepturus (White-tailed tropicbird)
Lineage: Eukaryota; Metazoa; Chordata; Aves; Phaethontiformes; Phaethontidae
Product: chloride intracellular channel protein 4-like
Exons: 6
Source: RefSeq, a predicted model, not a curated record